GAUAGCGCUUUUGGUCUGCUAUGGUUGCAGCAUGGCUUCUGUGCUACUGAGUGAGGCGGAGAAAGUGUACAUCCUGCAUGGAGUCCAGGAUGAUUUACGGUGUGAUGGCCGAGGCUGUGAAGACUACCGGUGCAUUGAAGUUGAGACUGAUGUGGUCUCAAACACUACUGGGUCUGCACGUGUGAAAAUUGGUCACACAGAUGUUUUAGUUGGAGUUAAAGCUGAAAUGGGGACACCGAAGCUGGAAAGUCCAAACGAAGGAUACCUUGAGUUCUUUGCUGACUGUUCUGCAAAUGCCACUCCAGAGUUUGAAGGACGUGGAGGAGAAGAGCUUGGCACAGAGAUAGCCAAUGUGCUGUAUAAAAUAUUUGACAACAAAAGUAGCCUGGACCGCAAGUCUCUCUGUAUCCAGCCUAGGGAGCACUGCUGGGUUCUUUAUGUUGAUGUCUUGCUUUUGGAGUGUGGUGGAAACCUAUUUGAUACAAUCUCUAUAGCUGUGAAAGCAGCCCUUUUUAAUGCAAGGAUUCCCAAAGUGCGCAUAUUAGAAGAUGAUGAAGGAGCCAAAGAUUUUGAGCUAUCAGAUGAUCCUUACGACUGCAUGCGUCUGAAUGUUGCUAACGUCCCCUGCAUUGUCACACUAAGCAGAAUUGGACACCGACACAUAGUAGAUGCCACAUUACAAGAGGAAGCCUGUUCCCUGGCUAGUCUCCUUGUCUCAGUGACCAGUACAGGAAUCCUAACUUUCAUGAGAAAGCUAGGCAGAGGCAGUCUGGAUCCAGAAAGCAUCUUUGAGAUGAUCGAGACAGGAAAGCGUGUUGCAAAAUCAUUGCACGUUUCCCUACAAAGUGUAUUAAACCAGGAAGAAAGUUUGGGAAAGAAGAGACAGAAGAUUGGAUUCCUAAGAUGAAGACUCUAAAUGUGUUAUAUUUCUACGGAAAUUAAUAAAAUGACAUAUUUUUUCAGACA
This is a messenger RNA of Pelobates fuscus (common spadefoot toad), 966 nucleotides long. It is a transcript of the gene EXOSC7, whose product is annotated as exosome component 7. The transcript is spliced from 8 exons. NCBI's taxonomy places the organism in Eukaryota, Metazoa, Chordata, Amphibia, Anura, Pelobatidae. Gene Ontology annotation, biological process: nuclear mRNA surveillance; U1 snRNA 3'-end processing; U5 snRNA 3'-end processing. The record is from RefSeq and is a predicted model, not a curated record. Gene Ontology annotation, molecular function: mRNA 3'-UTR AU-rich region binding. The coding region runs from base 32 to 907 and encodes 291 amino acids. Gene Ontology annotation, cellular component: nuclear exosome (RNase complex); cytoplasmic exosome (RNase complex).